Molecule: messenger RNA, 440 nt
Organism: Neocloeon triangulifer
Lineage: Eukaryota; Metazoa; Arthropoda; Insecta; Ephemeroptera; Baetidae
Gene: COX6B
Product: cytochrome c oxidase subunit 6B1
Exons: 3
Coding region: 75-323 (82 amino acids)
Cellular component (GO): respiratory chain complex IV; mitochondrion
Source: RefSeq, a predicted model, not a curated record
GAUAUCGAUCCGAGCGAUCGCCAUUUGUUUUUCCUCUCGUAUUUGUAGACCGGCCAUUUUACUCGGUCUGAAGAAUGCCCGAAGCUGUCAUGUCUGCUACCAAGUUGGAAACGGCCCCCUUCGACCCCCGUUUUCCCAACACCAACCAGACUAGGUACUGCUACCAAAGCUAUGUAGACUUCCACCGUUGCAGGCGAGUGAAGGGUGAGGACUACGCCCCGUGCGAGUACUUCAGGAAGGUGUACAGGAGCAUGUGCCCAAACGCCUGGAUUGAGAAGUGGGACACUCAAGUGGCCGAAGACCGCUUCCCUGGCAAAUUGUAGAUAAAAAAAAUAAUUGUUGAUUCCCCACUUUGCUUAGUAAAUGAAGAGAUGUAUAUUAAUUAAAACAUUAACUCACGGAGUUUGAAAAUAAAAAUGGUACUUUUCGUUUUAAGUUAA